This is a messenger RNA of Drosophila subobscura, 3492 nucleotides long. RefSeq names its product serine/threonine-protein phosphatase 2A 56 kDa regulatory subunit epsilon isoform (gene wdb). The coding region runs from base 1349 to 2959 and encodes 536 amino acids. Gene Ontology annotation, molecular function: protein phosphatase activator activity. The record is from RefSeq and is a predicted model, not a curated record. NCBI's taxonomy places the organism in Eukaryota, Metazoa, Arthropoda, Insecta, Diptera, Drosophilidae. The transcript is spliced from 10 exons. Gene Ontology annotation, cellular component: protein phosphatase type 2A complex; nucleus; cytosol. Gene Ontology annotation, biological process: protein dephosphorylation; signal transduction.
AAAGAUGGCGUCACUUCUACGGGUGUCUGUGUGAACGAUUCUAGUUGCCGCUGAAAAAAUUGAUAUUUCUCGCAUAAAAUACAACUACCGGCCGCGUUAACCGAACGAAAAGCGUUAAUACAUAAUUCCGGUGUGAUUUACAAUUGAAAUUGUGCCAGUGCGUGCGCCAGUCGCUGUUAAAUCCCAACGCAAAGGAUUGUGUGUGUGCAUCCAGAGAAUUUCGAGUGCUCCCAAAACCAACAAUAGUUAAAUAACUGCUAAUAAGAAGAGAGUACUCUACGCUACGCCACUAUCUACUCUCCCGUGACGCCGUAUGCCAAUUAGUGGGAAAAGCGAGACAGUGCAUGUGAUGCCAAAAAACACAUAAAAUACAACCAAGCAGCAACAAGACAUAAGAGAAGAGCGCGCAAAAGCCAGAGUACGCAGAGAGAGAGUGCAGCUAGAGGAAUAUGUGAAAGAUUCAAUCGAAAAAUUGAUGUGCCAUUCAGGAGCAGAAGCAGCAACCAAGAAGCUAAGCGAGACGCGAGAGUAUUAUCCACAAAUUAAGUCAGAAAGGCGCAACAGUGCAACAAUCCCUCCAGCAACAACAAGAACCUGAAAACAACAACAGCAGACAGCAGCAAACAGAACGGAAAUCUAGAAACAGUGUAAAUACAACUGUAACGAAUUUAAAGCAAAACUACAGCAGCAGUUGCCAGAUACAUUUCAUGCCACCCGCAGACGUUGGUUGAUAAAUGUCAAGAUAAGUCGCUACCGUUUCAACACCGCCAUCAACAUAACACAGCAGCAGAGGCAGCAACAACUGCAACAGCAACAACAGCAACAGCAGACGGGUGUACUAAACAGAGAGAAACAUUCACCAUCACAGCAUUUGUUGCCAUUCGAGGAGCAGCAAAGGGCAACAGGAACAGCAGCAGCAGCAGUAGAAGCCGAGCAGGAGAAGCUCUGCAUAGGCGUCGGUGGCAGCGGCAGCAGCAGUAGCAGCAGCAGCAGCAGUAGCGGCUUAACCAAAGGUCGAGGAAACAACUGCAAGACGCCAAACUCUACUGCAAAAGUCGCCAACAUAACACAUAAAAUUUUCGGUUGGCUACGCAAGUCGCGAAACAAACGGCCAGUCGAGAUCCUACGCAGCGAUUUCGAAGGCGAAGACGGCGACGGAGACGAGGGGGAAGGAGGAGCAGAAGCAGCACCUGGGAGUGCAGCUGCAGGUGGGUCAGGUGCAGGUGGUGCAGCAGCCGAUCAAUUUUCAGUGGCAAACGUUCGAUAUAAAGCCGGCAAGCUGAAUACCACACAGACAGCCACGGAGACCACCACCGCCAUCGAUUCAAACGAACCCAAAUCUGAAAAGAUGUCAUCGGGGGGCACGUUUGUGGAUCGAAUCGACCCGUUCGCCAAACGUUCACUCAAAAAAAAGGGUAAAAAGAGUCAAGGUUCCUCGCGCUACAGAAAUUCACAGGAUGUUGAGUUGCAGCAAUUGCCGCCGCUAAAAGCCGAUUGCUCCAGCCUCGAACAGGAGGAGCUGUUUAUACGAAAGUUGCGUCAGUGUUGCGUAUCAUUUGACUUUAUGGAUCCCGUUACGGACUUGAAGGGCAAGGAAAUCAAGCGGGCGGCACUCAAUGAUCUAUCCACCUAUAUAACGCAUGGGCGCGGUGUGCUUACGGAACCGGUCUAUCCGGAAAUAAUACGCAUGAUUUCUUGCAACUUAUUUCGCACACUGCCGCCCAGCGAGAAUCCGGACUUUGAUCCCGAGGAGGAUGAUCCAACAUUGGAGGCCUCCUGGCCACACCUUCAGCUGGUGUAUGAGGUGUUCUUACGCUUCCUGGAAUCACAGGAUUUCCAAGCAACCAUUGGCAAGCGUGUGAUCGAUCAGAAGUUUGUCUUGCAGCUCUUGGAACUGUUCGACUCUGAGGAUCCACGUGAGCGUGACUUUCUCAAGACGGUGUUGCAUCGCAUCUAUGGGAAGUUCUUAGGAUUACGCGCUUUUAUACGAAAACAAAUCAAUAACAUAUUCUUGCGAUUCAUCUACGAGACGGAGCAUUUCAAUGGUGUGGGCGAACUGUUGGAAAUACUCGGCAGCAUCAUCAAUGGCUUUGCCUUGCCACUGAAGGCCGAGCAUAAACAGUUUUUGGUCAAGGUUCUGUUGCCGCUGCACAAAGUCAAAUGCCUAUCGCUAUAUCAUGCACAGUUGGCAUAUUGUAUUGUACAAUUCCUAGAGAAGGAUCCAUUCCUUACCGAGCCGGUGGUGCGGGGCCUGCUCAAAUUCUGGCCAAAGACGUGUUCCCAAAAGGAGGUCAUGUUCUUGGGCGAAAUUGAGGAGAUACUCGAUGUGAUCGAUCCGCCGCAGUUUGUCAAGAUACAGGAGCCGCUCUUCCGGCAGAUUGCCAAAUGUGUCUCGAGUCCACAUUUUCAGGUUGCUGAACGCGCUCUAUAUCUGUGGAAUAAUGAGUAUGCCAUGUCGCUGAUUGAGGAGAACAAUGCGGUGAUUAUGCCCAUCAUGUUCCCGGCUCUUUAUCGCAUCAGCAAGGAGCACUGGAACCAGACCAUUGUGGCGCUCGUCUAUAAUGUAUUGAAAACAUUCAUGGAAAUGAAUUCAAAGCUGUUCGAUGAGCUCACCUCAAGCUACAAGGCGGAGAGGCAAAAGGAAAAGAAACGUGAACGCGACCGCGAGGAACUGUGGAAGAAGCUGCACGAACUCGAAUCGAAUCGUUCUAAUGGGCGCACCGCAGGCGGCAGCGCUGCUGCGAAUGCAUCGAACAGCGCCUCAUCAUCAAACGCGGCGGCGUCCACGUCCUCCCAAUUGCAGCCACCAACCAGCAGCACAGCCGCCAUUAACUCUCAUCAGCAGCAGCAGUCGAAUAGCAGCAGCAGCGGCAGUCUGUCCAGCGGCGGCGCCGGCGGUGACAAUAAUCCUGCGACCACAAAUGCAAAAAUCAAACAGGAAAAGGCGGCGGACAACUAAACAGCCAGCAGCACACGCAAAACGCAAGGCAUGCGCCCGAAAAAUAACUAACAAUAAUGAAAAAACACGAGAGCCGUAAAGCGCAGUCCGUUGGCUAACACGUAAAAGCAUCUGUCGUUCCACAUCCCACACGUAACAGAUAGACAAGAGACAGGCGGAUAGACAGUGAGAGAGAGAGAGGCGAUAAAUAGUUAUACUAAAAACAAAAACACAUACAUAUGCUAAACUUUAAACACAAGAAAAUAUGAAAAAAAAAAAAAAAAAACAAACAACUAAAAUGUAUACUCGAUUGACGAAGACACCAACCAAGCGGUCGUCAGCGGAGGAAUAGGAUGCUUGAGCGGCUGUUGAGAGGCAGGUUGGAAGUAUGAGAGUAGGAGUGGAAGCAGAGUGGAAAGCGGAAACGGAAGUAAGAGCGAUAGCUAUAGCGUUUGCAGAAGCCCCUGUCUGUGUGUGUGUUAUGUUAAGAGAGCAGAAGCUUCGUCGAGUGCGGCAUCAAUGGAAAUCUAUAUAAAUAAUGUAUCUUACACCUA